UGAUCCCAACUGUCACACUUCAAUCCAAUUUGGAGAAGGCAUUCCCCGUUUCAAGAUAGGAAUUGCACCAGGCCAUCAAAGCAUAUCAUCAAGAGAACUUAGACGCCAUACACUCAGCGCCCAACUCAAAGUUGAUGAACCGAUGCCGCCCUAACAUUUCUCUUGAUCCCAUUCUUUGGCUCCCAAUGAGCUUUAUUGAGCGUAGUCGCUGUCUUCGUUGGAGACAGGGCUGGCUCCCCAACAACUACUCAGCCCAUUGCCUAUUCCACCCUCUUUGCACACUCACUAAAGCCCACGCCAUUAAAUGCCUACAAAUGCAUAACCGUCUGCAACUUCCGACAACCGUCGUUGACCCCAUUGCUCAUUUGUUGAACCAACUCCCCACUCGACCCAUAAAACAGCAUGUCAAUGCCCCAGUUAAUUGGAGUAUAUCUUGGCCAAUUGUCCAAAUGCUUCUUUUAGAAAUCGAUUAUCUUCAGCACGAGAAAAUUCCCCCCACCCCGUCAGAAACAUUAGGACAGCCCUUGCUAGACUGGCUUUAUGCGUCCACUACGAUCAUUACUUGA
Mycotypha africana is the source of this 566-nucleotide messenger RNA. RefSeq lists its product as uncharacterized. The transcript has a single exon. The record is from RefSeq and is a predicted model, not a curated record. The coding region runs from base 135 to 566 and encodes 143 amino acids. NCBI's taxonomy places the organism in Eukaryota, Fungi, Mucoromycota, Mucoromycetes, Mucorales, Mycotyphaceae.